Parathielavia appendiculata is the source of this 600-nucleotide messenger RNA. Its product is annotated as carbohydrate kinase. The annotation marks the transcript as partial. Lineage: Eukaryota; Fungi; Ascomycota; Sordariomycetes; Sordariales; Chaetomiaceae. The transcript is spliced from 2 exons. The record is from RefSeq and is a predicted model, not a curated record. Gene Ontology annotation, molecular function: gluconokinase activity. Gene Ontology annotation, cellular component: cytoplasm.
CCGCGCUGGAUCUGUUUCAUCACGGGCCCGACGGCGUGCGGAAAGACGACGAUAGCCAAGGGUCUGGCCCAAUCCCUAGGCUUCGUGUUUGUUGAGGGCGAUGAUUACCACCCACCACACAACCGCGAGAAACUCUCCCGCAACGAGCCCCUCACUGACGACGACCGUGCCGCAUGGCUCGACGCCCUGAGCAAGCUGGAGUCGCCUUCGCCAGAUGAUGCCACGUUUAAUAACGCAAACGAUAGUCUAAUCAUUACCUGCUCUGCCCUGAAAAAGCGGUACAGGGACGUUCUCCGCCACGGAGGAGCACGCUCACAAAAGGGGAAUAACGCACAGGAGGGGAGGCAGAUAGGGAAGGAGGAGCUGGAGGAUGUGAGGGUGAGGUUUGUGCUAUUGGACGUGGAUGAGGAUAUGCUGCGGCAGAGGGCGAGGGAGAGGCAUGGCCAUUUUGUCGGGGAAGGGUUGGUUGCUAGUCAGGUGAAGACUCUGGAGAGACCCCAGGAAGGUGAGGAGGGCGAUGUGCUUGUUGUUGAGGUUGGGAAGGGGAUGGGGGUUGAGGACACUGUGCGGGAGGUUGAGAAGAGAGUGAGGGAGGAGAUU